GAUGCUUGAAGGAAAUUUACACUGUUUAAGAUUUAUAUCAACUGAAGGAAAAGAAUUAGCAGUUUCUGUUCAAGUGGAAAAAUUGAAUGAAGAGUUAGAAACAAAGUCAACUUAUUGCCAUCGAAAUAGUGAAGUUACUGUUGAAAAAACUGCUUUUAAUGAUUUAAUGUUACAGAAUAUGGCUUGUUCCAUAGAUUUGAAUUAUAAUGUGACAAAUAGAAAACUCCAUAUCAUUAAGGUUGCUAGAAAUAUUUUAAAAGUUAUCAAAAUAGCAGUGUCUUUGGGUGGUUUGAACAGAGGUAGUUUACCUGGUAGUAGGGAAAAAUGUCGAACGGUAACUUCAAAUUUGGAUCCGAAUGCCCAACUAUGUUAUCAAUGUAAUUCAUUGGUGAGUAGAAACUGUCUUGAUGAAUUUAAAGGACCAGUAUAUGGUGUGGAAUUUUGUGUUGGUGUUGCAUGUUUUAAAAAGAAAAUUAAAGUUGACAAUGGAGUCUAUGAGAUUCACAGAGAGAUUAGGGUUACAGGUAAAUCCAUACCCAUUAGGGGUGAAUGUCUUACGAUGACCAAGGAAAACGGUUGUUGUUGA
Messenger RNA from Dimorphilus gyrociliatus, 586 nucleotides. The record is from the annotation of a GenBank genome assembly. Lineage: Eukaryota; Metazoa; Annelida; Polychaeta; Dinophilidae.